Messenger RNA from Eruca vesicaria subsp. sativa (arugula), 2056 nucleotides. The record is from the annotation of a GenBank genome assembly. NCBI's taxonomy places the organism in Eukaryota, Viridiplantae, Streptophyta, Magnoliopsida, Brassicales, Brassicaceae.
GGCCUCUCUGUCUCUCUCAACCUAUUCUCUCUCUUCCCUUGUCGGCUUUAGGUUUUCUCCGGGAAGGUAUUCUCGAACCCAGUUAACGCCGGGAAUCAAAACGGUGAACGUCUUUUCAUCACCUUAGCUCCCACCAAGUCCAAGUCAAUGAGAAAAUGCUCCUUAUUUUAAACGUGUUAGAGAUCCUUAACCAACCACCUACGUUUUUCUCAUUCUCACCGCCAUGUCAAGAUUUUUAAUCUUUAGAAUCGUUGGAAAGCACAAGCAAUCUCUUUUAUCAAAUCAGAAAGAGAGAGGAUCCCAAUGGGGAAGUUACACUGCUGCUCUGAGGUCGCCUCAGUUCAGAGUUUACACUUCCUUCUCUAGGCUUCCUAGUAAAGGAACCUUUUUGAGUAAGUAUCACCUGUUGCCGCGGCGGCGUUCUACUACAAGAAAUGUAGUUACUCAUCAUGCUCAAGUUGCUUGGAAUAGGCUUCAUCGCCAAUGGAACUUACCUCGUAUUAACACCAUUGCUCAAGCCUUUUGCUUGUCUCUCACCCGUUCACACCUCUUAAUCCCCGGCAUCGUGUCCAUCACUUGUGGAAAACUAGCAUGGGCGCAGAGAGCUCCAACUUCUUUGUUAGAUCCCUAUCCUUCACAUAAAUCACUCUAUACAAGGGCCAAGAACGGUCCUAUAUUUCUGACUUCGUUGCUGUUUUCGGUUAUAGAGGGUUUUAUUUUGAUAGGGAGGGCUUUCUAUAUAGCUUGUUUGUUCACUCCUAGUGUCCUGAUGGGUCUGGUUGUUGAGCUAUGUGGGCCACGUUUUAGGAAAGUGUGGCUUGAGAUGGUUCAUCGAACUCUUGAACGAGCAGGUCCUGCUUUCAUCAAAUGGGGUCAAUGGGCAGCCACGAGACCAGAUCUCUUCCCCCACGAUCUUUGCUCACAGCUCUCAAAGCUUCACAGUGAUGCUCCUCAGCAUAGCUUUGCGUACACUAAGAAGACUAUAGAGAAGGCGUUUGGUCGUAAACUCUCUGAGAUAUUUGAGGAGUUUGAAGAGGCGCCAUUGGCGUCAGGGAGCAUUGCUCAAGUACAUAGAGCUUCCUUGAGGUUUCAGUAUCCAGGGCAAAAGUCCAAGUCCUCGUUGGUUGCUGUUAAAGUUAGACAUCCAGGUGUUGGUGAAUCUAUAAGGAGAGAUUUUGUGAUAAUCAAUUUCGUGGCGAAGAUAUCGACUUUAGUUCCUGCUUUGAAAUGGUUGAGAUUGGACGAGAGUGUUCAACAGUUUGGUGUCUUUAUGUUGUCUCAAGUUGAUCUCGCGAGGGAAGCUUCUCAUUUGAGUAGGUUCAUAUACAACUUCCGGAGAUGGAAAGAUGUUUCGUUUCCUAAACCUGUGUAUCCGCUUGUACACCCUGCUGUUUUGGUGGAGACGUAUGAGCACGGAGAAAGCGUGGCACGUUAUGUUGAUGGCAUGGAUGGACAUGAAUGGAUUAAGGCUAGGUUGGCUCACAUUGGGACUCAUGCUCUCUUGAAGAUGCUCCUGGUUGAUAACUUUAUUCACGCUGAUAUGCAUCCGGGGAACAUCCUUGUUCGGAAAAAGGCUUCUCGUGGGGGUCUUUUCAAAACAAAGAAGCCACACAUAGUUUUCCUUGACGUGGGAAUGACUGCAGAGCUCUCAAAGAACGACAGAGAGAACUUACUUGAUUUUUUCAAGGCGGUUGCGCUCAGGGAUGGCCGGACUGCUGCUGAGCGAACACUUAAGUUAUCAAGAAAGCAAAACUGUCCCAAUCCGGAGGCUUUUAUUGAGGAAGUAGAAGAAGCAUUCAAGUUCUGGGGAACAGCUGAGGGAGAUUUGGUACAUCCAGCAGAUUGCAUGCACGAAUUACUUGAGAAAGUAAGACGACAUAGAGUUAAUAUUGAUGGGAAUGUGUGCACCGUGAUGGUGACAACAUUAGUUCUCGAGGGUUGGCAACGGAAACUUGAUCCAGGAUAUGAUGUGAUGCACACGCUUCAAACAAUGGUGCUGAAAACCGACUGGGCUAAGUCUCUUUCUUACACUGUGGAUGGUCUGAUGGCACCCUAG